AUCAUUCACAUGAUCCUACUUCGCAGUUCAAAAACAAACCUGACGACAUCGGUAUAAGUUUAAGUGGUUUUUUUGCAUUCUUUUCGUUCGAUACAAGAAGAUGGAGAAAUAAUACAAGUCAAGAUGUAGGGCGCCACGCGCCUAUCGUCCGUCCCAUCGUGGUCUGCUCCUCGUCGUCGGACUAGAAGUCCUCGUGACUGCUUCUGGUAAGGCGCGAGCUGCUGCUCGUGCACCGCGGCCGCGCCAGAAUGGAGAAGAGCAACGUGUUUUUGCUUAUGGAAAGAAGAGGAGCGACAAUUUGUGAUAUAUUAUAAUGUUAAUAGCCCCCUAGCCCUACUUAUUUCGGGGUGAUACUCAACAUCUUCGUAAUUAUCGCCACUUAAAAUUGAUGAAAGCAAACACGGAAAGAAGAAGCAAGCGGGCUACAGAAAAUUCGUUAUUCGCAAUUUUUGAUAUCACAAGUUUUUCGUUUUAAUCCCUUUUCGUAUGCCUUCAACCAAGACCAUACGUGCUUCAUUUGCGGUACGACCCAGGGCUUUCGGGUCUUCACGAUUAACCCGCUCGUGGAAGUGCACCGGAGGGAAUCGAUCACUAUUGGAAACAUCGGUGGAGGUAGUACAGGAAGUAAUAAUGCCGCGCAAGAUGGUGCCACUGCAGGAGUACCACCUCAACCGGGUGGAGGCGGGGGUGUCACAACAGGAGCAGCUACCGCCAGUAGCGCAUCCUCCUCCUCCGCCGGUGGAGCUGCUGCAUCUGCGCUGCAAGCCGGAGCGCCACCUCAGGUGGACCCAAAUAGUACAACAACAGGUACUAGCAACCUGAAAAUGCAGCAGUCCAAUGCGUGCGGCCUGGUUGCGAUGCUUUUUAAAACGAACAUUUUCCCGCUGGUGCGCUCGAUAGAUAUCCAGUGCAAAUAUGUCUGGGUCUGGAAACCUGUGAUGCUGAGUUGCGCAUGAUUGAAGCGCGUGCAAUGGCAGCCAAGCAUGACAAGUUUUUCAGACGCCUGUUGAUGCCUAGCACGCAUUACAAAUUGCGUUUUUGCAUGACAAAGGAGCCCUCUUUUGCUGCUCAUGCAACACAGAUUUUCCACGAAUGCACGACACGCAUUACAAGUUCCACUUUUCCAGACCCAGACAUAUUUGCAUUUGAUCAUAGACAAUGGGAAGCAGUUUUCGAACCGGGUGCAAAUCUGGGACGACAACAAGCAGGCGCUGGUGGGGGAGUUGUCCAACAGGCAUGAGGUGCGCGGCUAUCCCACAGAAAAAAGCACGCUGGUCAUAUUUGUAAUGCGAAAACAAAUACAGAAAAAAAACUUGCGCUGCGCCUGCGUAUCCUAAACAGCAUGCUACGCGGCUGCCCAUGACAGAUUUUUCUGUGUGUUUGUUUUUGCAUUACAGAUAUGCCCUGCCAGCUCUUUUCUGUGGGAUAGCGGCGUCAUUCUGCGCAGAGACGUGAUCGCCAUGGUCUGCGAGUACAGUAUCUACCUGUACUAUGCAAGAAAAAAACUGUGUAAGUGUAGCUCUGUAAUGCAAAAUUUGCAACAGAGUUACACCUGUCAUGCCACACAGCCUUGAAGUCCUUUUUUCAUGUGUAUUUUCCCUUACAAGCCACGCAUGACAGGUUUUCUCUGUCAUGCAGAGCAAAUUUGUGAUGCUGUCAGCCAAAGAAAGUUACACUAACACAGUUUUUUUCUUGGAUAUGUACACGACGGACGUUUUACGCCUCAUCCUGCACGUGGCCACCUCGGGCAACCCGCGCGGGCUCUGCGCGCUGAGCCCGAAGGGGGACAUCUGGGUGCUCUGUUGCCCGGGACAGACGGCAGGUUUGGAACCGGGUUUUUUUUGUUUGUGUGCGUUCUUGGUUCAUCGAUUAUACUUGCAUCUGACGCAUCAGAAGUCAGGAGAUGUGUCUCCAUUUUCCCAUGACAUUGACAAAUUUGAGGACUACGUGCGGUCAACAAAGGUACCAUCCGCGUGCAGCAUGGGCAGAUUGAAGACCAACAGUUAAUCACCCCGAGUACGUAUGCUUUACAAAAGUUGCAUCUCAGUCGUACUAGCUUGCAUCGCAUGACAAAUGUUGUCGAACAAAACGGAAGUUGUCAUGCAGAUUAGGGUAAGGAAAGCAGAAUAUUGCAAACAGAAACAUUGCAAACAUGUGGACAUGCGUCGAGUGCGACAACUACGACUAGUACUACGAUGCUUUUGCACGGGAUAGUACCAACGCGCACCAGUCGCACGUCUUUACCGCUCAUCAGUCGUCGCUCGCCGCGCUCUCCAUAACACAAACCGGGACUUUAAUCGCCUCGGCCUCCGAGCAGGGCACCGUGGUCCGGGUGUUUUCCGCCAAAAACGGGCAAGUGUUGCACGAGCUGAGGCGGGGAAGCAGUCCCUGCAGUAUCUCGUGCCUGACAUUUCGAUCGGAUGACAGGUGAGAGUAUAGAUACAUAGGAAAACUCAAACUUUUUUUCUACUGCGAAGAUUGGGUCUCUCAUAGUCACGCAAAGAUUAGCUGCAUGAGUGCCACCAUUGCAUGUACACGGUGCGGCACGGAAAUAAGUAAAAAAAGCUCUGUAUUAGAAGUAGAACGAGGACGACUACCUCCUUGCGUCCUGAAAUCAGCCUGCCAUCAUGUUAUGAACACGACCAGGUUCCUCGCGGUCGCUUCGAACAGCCCGACCAUCCACAUUUUUCGGCUGGACGGCUACAACGCGGAGCAACUUUCCGCUGCUUCCGAGGACGCACUGCAGGCCGCGGGCGAAGCCGGCCAGGCGGGGCUUGCGUCACGAAGUACCGCAGGUGGACUACAGCAGGGCAGCUACCAAUUGCAAAUACGUCUGGGUGUGGAAAGUUGGAACUUGUAAUGCUGAUCUUGCAUUCCCGUGAAAUCUGUAUUGCAUGACCAACAAAAGUGGUAGCCUCUCAUGUCAUACAAAAACGCAGUUUGUCAUGCGGAGUUCGUAUGAGAAAGUGUUCUGCAAACUUGUCAUGCUUUCCUGCAUAAAGUUGAAUAAAGGAAGUGGAAGUGCUUUCCUCUUGCACAUUUUAGCAUCACAAAUUUCCAGACCCAGACAUAUUUGCAUUUGAUAGCAGCGUCGAGGCGACAACUACUACCGGGAAUGCAGUAGCUUCCUCUACAACUGGGCCCGCAUCACACGACGUAAAUCGUGGGGGAGGUGCCGCCAGCAGCAGUACUUCUAGUGGCUAUGCGGCCGCCACGGGGAACAUCUUGACGGGGGAGAACGUGAAGGAACAACUCGGGAAUCUAAUUUCUUCCAGCGGAGUAGUAGCGGAGAGGAUAAAGGAGGGGCUGAACCAGGUCGUCGAUCAGUUCAAUAACCAAAGCGAACUGAAAGAAAACCUGAAAAGCGCAGUGCCACGGUACUUUAACGAAUAAUAGCGAUCAUGUUCGUGGUGCAUGACAAAAUAAAAGUUGUGGUCUGCUGCCCUGAAGAUCAUGAAACCACUACGUCAGAACACUACAAAGCUCUGUGAAGCAAUACAAAUAGUUGCAGCUUGUUAUUUUACCGCCUGGUUUUUGUUUUAUUAUGAUUCAUCUCAAUUUCUAACUCUAUCCGAAGGUAUUUCCUCGCUUCGCGCUCCUACGCCCAGUGGAAGGUGCCUGAUAUGCCGAACACGUCCACCGAAGAGUCCAAUACCUGGGACCGGCAAAAGUACCCAGAUUUCCGCGCCCAGCACAGCAGCAUCCGCGGGCCGCUGGUGUGCUUUGGCCCGCCCGAGCACGACACAUUUUACGUGUUGCACUACAAUGGGUUCAUUUACGAGGUCAGCAUGGUCGCCAGUAGCGGGGAUCACGCAGUGGCAGGAGGGUCUUUUGGGGAAGACGGUAAGGGGAGUUUUUUUGGGAGAAGUAGAACUCAAGGAUGUUCUUUGUAUUGUCAUGUUGAAGCAGCUCUUGCACAAGAAACGAGGAGUUUUGAUGUCUUGCAUGAAAACAGCAGGACAAGCAGCAUGAAGAUCCUCUACAAUAAUUUUUGCAAAAAGAGUACUACUAUCGUGCUGUCCGCUACACCAGGUGCGACUCCCAGCAGCGGUGCACUUUUGCGUGGUUCGUUCCUGACAAACCAACUGCAGGCCAGCCCCAAGCUGUCAGCGACAAACACAGACACCACAAGUAGCCUCGCGGGCGGCGGCGGCACCAGUAGUUCUAGUGCAGCAGCUGCCUCCGGGCAAAUAUGCAUUGCAAAGAUGACGUUUGGGUCUGGGUAAAUGACAUGCUGAGCAGCAGCCUUGCAUGACAAAUACAAGGCAAUCUUUAGUGCUGCAUGAUUGGAACAUCAGAUUGUUUUCUGAUCUUCGUGCGAGUUCAUCUGCCAUCUUUAGUAUGACAGUCUGAUCUUCACCGCAUGAGAAAAGCAUUCGCCGAUAAUCCUCUCCAUGCAAUACAGAUCUGGGCGUCGCGCAACUCCCGCAUCACAAGUCCAGACCCAGGCAGCUGCAUAUUUGCAAUGCAUAGAACAUGAUCGGACAGCACCUGAAGGAGGUGAUUCCGGGCGUCCACGUCCAGGCAACCACCCAUUUAGUUCAGGCGCACGCGUUAUGCAUGGCAAAAGUAUCGUACUGGUAUAAAUCGCAUGACAAAUUAGCUCAGCAUGAGAAAUGGAAUUUGUCAUGCUGAUUUACCUCGGGAUGGAGAUUUGUAAUGCAUGACUGCGAUUUUUACUACGAGUGCGAUGCUUUUGCACAGGAUACGCAUGGUUCGCGUCGAGGCCUGAUUUCCAGAUGCACAAACAAAUCGUCGGAGCGGACGAUGAGGCGGAUUGGCAGCUGAUAUAAUGUUGAGCAUCUAUCACGAACACGAUGUGGAGAUAUUUUUUACAAGAAAGCGAAGGGAAUUCAAUGGGUCAAACAGCUCAAGAACAGGUCGUAGAACUAGAAGAACAGAAACAGAUUAAGAAUAAGUUACAGUUUUGGAUGAUUUAGAAAGAUAGAUGGAUACGAAGUAAUAAUAAUUGCCACCACGUGUUACAUCGAGAAUCUCAAUCUGCAGUGGAAUUUGAAGGUGCUUAUCCAAAGCCAUUUUGUGCGAUUCGUGUAGGUUAGGUUCUUUGGAAAAUGAAAAUAAGCAAGCGAGACACUAUGGUUGGCCGUGGCUCCACCUUCCGCCGAGUUAGAAAAAAACACGUCACUUAAGA
This is a messenger RNA of Amoebophrya sp. A120, 5152 nucleotides long. The record is from the annotation of a GenBank genome assembly. Lineage: Eukaryota; Dinophyceae; Syndiniales; Amoebophryaceae.